GGCGCCAAGCAGACCAGCGCCUGAACCCCCCACCUUGAUUGCUGUAAGGUAGGGCGGGGGGCUAUUGUUAUCCUUGUCUUUCUCUAUCUAUCUAUCUGCCGCGGUAGCAUCGGUCCAGGAUAUGAACCUGUUCCUACGGAGGGCGUGUCCCGUGCGGCUGAGACAUGGCUUUCCUAUAUAUUCGCCCUGUACAACCCACUGCUGCAAGGCUGACAUCCUCAGUACAACUCGACAAACCUUAGCAGUGACCUAAAAGCGCCGCAAGCCGUUGGUGAAUUCGGGCUUGUCGUGCUUGAUCCCUCUUUCCUAUUCUCCGGCUGGCCAAAUAUUAGGCUUUUUCGUGGGCCAGGACGAAUGAAGGUGCCACCCCGCCUAACAUAUUCAUUAUGGAACGGAGACGGUCAUCAGAUGGCGCCCCCGCAAAAACAUCGGCAUAUUCCAACAUCGAUCCUGUCCCGGUCACCUCGGUUCUGCCAAAUGGCGACGUCCCGUACACCGACCACACUAUGGAUGCGGAUGAGAGGGUGAUCACGGCAUUGGGGUACAAGCAGGAGUUCAAGCGCGAGUUCUCGUUAUGGACAACGUUCUGCGUCAGUUUUGCGGUUCUGGGCCUGUUGCCCUCGUUCGCCAGUACUAUAUACUAUGGAAUGGGCUAUGCCGGCACAGCGGGUAUGGUCUGGGGCUGGAUCAUUGCCAUGCUUUUCAUCCAAUGUGUUGCGAUGUCUAUGGCUGAGCUAUGCUCUGCCAUGCCCACCAGCGGCGGGCUCUACUAUGCAGCAGCAGUACUCGCGCCUCCAAAGUACGGCCCAUUCGCGGCGUGGAUCACAGGCUGGUCCAACUGGAUAGGUCAGAUUACCGCAGCCCCGUCCGUGGACUAUUCCCUGGCUGCCAUGAUCCUAGCCGCCGGCUCCGUCGCAAAUCCGGGCUACGUGCCCACGACCUGGCAGACCUUUCUCCUGACCACACUGAUCAUGAUCAUCCAUGCCGUAGUCAGCAGCAUGCCAACCAAAUGGGUUGCCCAGUUCAACUCGUACGGGUCAACCUUCAACAUGCUAGCUCUGAUCGCCGUCAUCAUCGCCAUUCCGGCGGGCACCAAAAACGUGCCCAAGUUUCAGCCGUCCAAGGAGGUCUGGGGGACCAUUACCAAUCUGACCGAUUUCCCGGAUGGAGUGGCCGUGCUCAUGACUUUUGUCGGCGUCAUCUGGACCAUGUCGGGGUACGACUCUCCAUUCCACCUGAGUGAAGAAUGCUCCAACGCAAACAUUGCUUCGCCGCGCGCGAUUGUCAUGACGUCCGGGGUUGGCGGUCUGAUGGGCUGGUUCUUGCAGCUGGUUGUCGCUUACACUGUGCUGGACAUCGAGGCAGUGAUUGACUCUGACCUUGGCCAGCCCUGGGCAUCCUAUUUGCUGCAGGUGAUGCCGCAGAAUACAGCGAUGGCUAUCCUUGCCCUGACAAUCAUCUGUGGGUUUUCCAUGGGCCAGGGCUGCAUGGUUGCCGCAUCCCGAGUGACUUACGCUUAUGCCCGAGACGACUGCUUUCCCUGGUCCCGGUACUGGAAGAAGGUCGACCCUCGCACUCACACGCCCGUGAAUGCCGUGGUCAUGAACGCCGUCCUCGGGAUUCUUAUGUGUCUCCUGAUCUUGGCGGGCGACGUGGCGAUUGGGGCGCUGUUCUCCAUCGGGGCCAUUGCCCAGUUCGUUGCCUUCUCGAUUCCCAUUACGAUCCGGGUUUUCUUCGUGGGAAACCGCUUUCGUCGCGGGCCAUGGCAUUUGGGACCCUUCGGGCGCGUCAUCGGAGGAUUCGGGGUGUCGUUUGUACUGCUGAUGGUUCCGAUUCUCUGUCUGCCCAGCGUGACCGGGGGCAAUCUGACGCCGGAGCUGAUGAAUUGGACGUGCCUCGUGUAUGGCGCACCGAUGCUGGCAGUCAGUGUCUGGUGGGUGGUGGAUGCGCACAAGUGGUUCACGGGGCCCAAGGUUAAUGUGGAGCAUGCCAUUCACCCCGUGGAGGAGGAUGGAUCCGCCAUCGUUAAUGUGGGGGUCGAGGUUGAGGAUCCUGACGGUGGAGAUCAACCGAGUCCGACGCAAGGGUCGAGUAAGUCGCCUAAGAAGUAGGAGUGGGGAUGGUCUGGUUGGGUUUCUUUGAAAGUGUGUUGUUCGCCGCUACAAUGUCUCUACAUUCACCUCCACAUUCUUAUACCUGACAGUUUGAUGCCGAGUCUAUCCAAUUGUAUUUGCCAGGGUGCAUCCUACUUCUCAAU
This is a messenger RNA of Aspergillus steynii IBT 23096, 2257 nucleotides long. RefSeq names its product amino acid permease. Gene Ontology annotation, biological process: transmembrane transport. Lineage: Eukaryota; Fungi; Ascomycota; Eurotiomycetes; Eurotiales; Aspergillaceae. The transcript is spliced from 3 exons. Bases 387 to 2111 code for a protein of 574 amino acids. Gene Ontology annotation, molecular function: transmembrane transporter activity. Gene Ontology annotation, cellular component: membrane. The record is from RefSeq and is a predicted model, not a curated record.